Messenger RNA from Penicillium egyptiacum, 936 nucleotides. The record is from the annotation of a GenBank genome assembly. Lineage: Eukaryota; Fungi; Ascomycota; Eurotiomycetes; Eurotiales; Aspergillaceae.
AUGGCUAAUAGGAUUAGUACAUCCUAUGGGGACAGGAUUGCCCUUUCAGUGGGCUGCAUACCGGAGCCGUUGAAGUGCGAAGAAAACUGGGCUGGUCUCACUGACCCGAUGCGUCGGCGAAAAUUGCAGAAUCGAUUGAACCAGAGAAUCUAUCGUCGACGAAGACGAGCAAAACCUCCUGCAGACACUCCUGAAUCAAACAUAGUUCCCACCGCAUCGGAGCGAUCACGGAGCCCUACAGCCACGGAAAAUCAAUGUGAAGACGAUGAGCAGGGACUCAUGAACGCGCCCGCAAGCAGCGAGAGAAGAGAAACAGAUAUCUUUCCAUCUGAAUUGAGUAUUCGAAAGCCAAGAUCAAUACACGAAAUGAAUCGGGCGGAGAUCUUACAGAUCAUGGCGCAAUACGAGGCUUCGGCGCGUAAAGACUACUCACUGGGUUCUCCAAGAGUCGAUCAACUCUUGACUCUGAUCCAGUUCAAUGUGUUUCGAGCGCUUGUGGAGAACACCUCUGUGCUAAGAUUCACUAUGGACUGGCUAGAUGAAGAAACCAUUUCCCCGUGGUAUGCUGGUGUAUCUGAAACUCGAAUCAGUUUCUGCCCAGCGAGUCUCCGUCCUACUUCGUUGCAAGAGGAGAUUGCCCACCACCCGUGGAUAGACCUUUUCCCAAUUCCUCAAAUGAGGGACAAUCUAUUACAGAGAUAUGGCGACUUCGAUGAAACUGAUCUUUGCAAUGACCUUGUUGAUUUCUAUGAUGUUUCAAACGAUGAGACUGGUUUGAUUGUGUGGAGAAAACCAUGGCAUCCGUCAGGAUGGGAGGUUAGUGAGGCUUUCUUGCGUAAAUGGAACUGGGUUGUCAAGGGAUGCGAUGACCUUGCCAAAUCCACCAACUAUUGGCGUGGAAUACGCGGAGAAGAACCUUUGGUGUUCGAUAUUUGA